Verticillium alfalfae VaMs.102 is the source of this 419-nucleotide messenger RNA. RefSeq lists its product as hypothetical. Lineage: Eukaryota; Fungi; Ascomycota; Sordariomycetes; Glomerellales; Plectosphaerellaceae. The record is from RefSeq and is a predicted model, not a curated record. The transcript has 2 exons. Bases 234 to 419 code for a protein of 61 amino acids.
AAGGAAAGUAUAUAUAUACAUGGCGGCACCUCGUCAUCACGACUGCUUCAUAACCCCAUUCUCAUCAUCUAUCUACCUUCAUCUUCAGCUCCACACCAGACGCCAAACCCCCCAGCCCCUUUGGAACUACGACUGCUGGAAUCCUCAACACUCCCUUCGUGGUAUCAAUCGCUUCUUGGUGUAGCUCCCCGACUCUCCUCCAUCGGCCUCCAAUCCCAGAUCCUUACGGCAAGAUGGUAUACGUCGCACAGCAUCAACACGUCAAGGCGUCAAGCUUGUGCCAGCAGAAGCCUCCUACGAGCGUGCCGCAUCCUCAAUACCUUCCUGGUAUUCGAUGCCCUACCUGCCGCGAUUCUGGCAAGGAGGUGUGGGUGCUGCCCGGGAAAGAGUGCGGCUACUGCGGCACCCCCUGCGGCUAG